Ostrea edulis (European flat oyster) is the source of this 3461-nucleotide messenger RNA. RefSeq lists its product as uncharacterized. The record is from RefSeq and is a predicted model, not a curated record. Bases 33 to 1187 code for a protein of 384 amino acids. The transcript is spliced from 7 exons. Lineage: Eukaryota; Metazoa; Mollusca; Bivalvia; Ostreida; Ostreidae. Gene Ontology annotation, molecular function: protein binding.
GAUAUUUGAUAAGGUUUUAAAACAUAACAAAAAUGGCUGCGAAUGAAAAUAGUCUAAUCGAUGUUGGAAGCUUAAAGGAAUUUUUAACCACAGAAUUUUCUUGUUGCAUGGUGUGCGACGGCUACUACAGCCAUAAUUUUGGACAACCAGUCUGCAGCACGUGCCAUUUGUUUUUGUUCUCGUCAGACAUUGAUAUUGAGGAUGGACAACAGGAAAUAUUCGUAGAGGUGAAAGAUGAUUCAGAUGCUGACUCUGGCAAUGAAGAACCGGGGGUUGAGAGUGAUUUUUACACACAAGAGGCCCAGCGUCCCACUCUGCGAGUUAAACCAAUCCCCCACAAACAGGACAAAUUGGCAGAGAGGAUUUCCCUUCUUACAGUUAGCACCAAACAAGACCAUGUACCAGAGGGACUGGUAGACUCCAUACCUCCAGAGGUUUUAUUGGUGGUAUUCAAAUAUCUGGAUGACAUUUCGUUGUGGACAGCAGGUCGAGUUUGUACCCGAUGGAGGCAAAUUCUGGACGGUGAAACAACAGAUGCUCAAUGGAAGGAAUCCUGUAAGCUGAGGUGGCCAUUGUUCUAUCCUCAAUACAGAGUUAAAAACUGGAAAAUAAUCUACACCAAAUUGUUGGAAAGUUCACCAUGUAAAUAUUGCUUAGAGAGCAUGAUGCUACAGAGCACGCCACCAAUAGAGGAAAAUUCAUGGAGACACAGGAGGUUACGCAGUGAACUGAAGACCUUAAAGUCUGACCCCCCUGAGGGCAUUAAGGCCACGCCCUUAGACAGACACUGCUGCCACUGGCAAGCAUCAAUAACUGGACCACAAGGCAGCCCAUAUGAGGGGGGACUUUUUCUUUUGUACUUACAAAUACCACAGAGUUAUCCUAUGAGACCUCCAAAAGUGAGGUUCAUCACCAAAAUAUUUCAUCCCAACAUCAGCAGACAUGGUGAUGUGGGACUUGACUCUAUUCAUCACAACUGGAGCUUAGCUUUGACAAUAUCUAAAGUUCUGAUCAGCAUUCAGUCCCUGCUGACAGAUCCAUAUUGCUUUGUGUGUAUGGAACCUGUGAUAGGAAAGGUUUAUCAAACACAGAGAGAACAGUUUAACAAAGUGGCACGGUUAUGGACAUGGAAAUAUGCUAUGCAUGACUUUCUGUUUCCCAUGAACAUUGAUUUAACUGCCGAUUGAUGGACCAGUGCAAUAAUGUUGAUGUCUCGUCAUUGUCUUUCCUAAAUAAUGUUGCUUAUAGAAUGAGAUUAAUGGUGUUCAAUUUCAAUUUUAGGAUAUUUUGAAAUUAUUUUUCUAGCUGAAUUUAUGAGAAAUACUAUGUUUAAAAGUGUUGUGGCUCAUUUGGUGCUUAGUCAUUGCUCAGCUCUAUAAAAUAUGGGGCAGAACAGAUGUAGGGGUCCUCAGAUCAGUAAGAAAUAGAGAGUGUUGUGAGGAUUGAUGCACAUAGUAAAGAUAUAUUGCUCUGAUUGCUAUUAAAUUAAGUCUACUAAUUUGAGGGUUUGAGGGGGAAAAUGAUACAAGCCGUGUACUUUUCAUACGCAUGUUAUUGUCUGCCAUAAUGUUUAUGUUGCAUCAGAUCAAUCUGAUUAAGGGGUACUUUACAGCGUCAUAAUGACUGACUUCCUUAAAGUCUUAAAACAUGAAUGAAAAAAUAAAUAUCAGCAAUAUUUGUUCAUUCAUUUCGAAAGUCAUUGCCUAAAUGAGUAGCUCAGUUGGUUAGGAUGUCGUCUGCUCAACUGAAGAUCAACUGUAGAUUUUUUCUUUAAAUAUUACUUUCUACUAAAACUGUAUGGUUUUGACUAAAUAAAGUAAAUUUGAAAGGUUUCAGUUUUAAAAUAUUGUACAUAUCCUCCAUUUUUAUCCAAAUAAAAUUUCUCUGGUGUAGCAUUAAAGUCAGAUCUUUGAUCCACUCCUGUAAUAUCAUGUUGCUUCAUAAUAUUACUGGAAUGGAUCAAAGAUCUGAUUUUAAUCAGAUUGACAUCAUAUAUAACUGCAAUGGUUAAAACGGUACCUUGAGUUAGAACAUGAUCACUUUAAAAUUUCAGUAGCAACCCUUGAAAAGAUUAUUCUUUCAAAUUACAGGCAGGUUUUCAGUAUGUUUAAUGCAAUGUUAAUGUUGAUUAAACACUUGCAUCUUUUACUUGUAUUCUCUCCACAGAUCAAAGAUCUAGAGAAUGCAUGAGCUCAACAUAUACACUGUACACUUAUUUAUUACCUAAAAUUGAAAUUCAUGUUCCCUGAUGCAGUAAUGCCCAAGAAUCUCUUAGCUUAGAUAUAUUUCACAAAAGAAGUGCAUAAUUUCCAUUAUAUGGUGUAAAUAUGGUUUUAUUUAUUUCUUUUUCUGUGUCUUAAAGGCAUUUUAAGAAAGUGUGUUCUAUCUUGCAAAUUUGGACACUGUUUAGAUAUAAUGUUCAUUUAUUGAAUUAAGCUACUGGACAUGAACCAGUUGACUGUUGUUUUUGUGAUUGUGAAAUGAUGUUAAACAUUAAACAAUGUACAUGUAAUACUGAUACAUGUAUGUUGCAAACCAAAGGUUUGAAUAUUUGUGCAUUUUCAGUGCAAAAAGGUCAUUAUUUAUGUAACCCAAUUCUCACACUAUUUAUUAAGGCUUCGGAGUAAAAAACUGAAUUAAUUCCCUCUUUUGAAAUAUAGUUUAAUCAAAGAAAAUGUGUUUAUUGCCACCUAAACAGAAGUAUAUGGGAACAUCAGAAUAUCGCAUAUUUUUAUUAAAAAGAGUCGUACAAGAGAAAAUACCAGCAUAAGAGUUAUUGCCCUUGACAACAUUUUUUUUUUUUUACAGAUAAUAUAAACUUUUCAGCAUCAAAUAGUUUACAGGGUUUUUUUUUAUUGUACACAGUGAAUAAAAUUUCUUCAGAAGAUUAUAUUUCUAUCAUGCACAAAGUUUGAUUGAUAAGAGAUUUAGCAAAAAUCUAUGAUGUCACAUGAGAGUGGAGUUACCUUAAUGUAAUGUGAUGAUUUGCUUUCUUUAUAUUGUGUUGACACCAAAAGACAAAGCAAGCUUACACAAAUAAAUUUAAAAGUGUAAAAAGGUCAAUUUUAACGCACUUUAGAUCAAUAACAAGCACUAUGACCCCAGUUUUUUUCUGUUUUUAUAAUUUCCAUUUCUCUGCAAGAUUAUUCAUAUAGAUACAGGCAACUGUUUGGCGAAAUCAGUAUAUGAUUAAGACUUAGAACAUAUGAUAACAAAGUGGAUUAAUUUAGUAAAACAUACUCUCCUGUCAAAUGGUUUUGGUGCUGUGUGAGACUGUGUUAACUCCAUCAAUAUAAAAGUAUUUUUGUGUAAUUUGAACAGAGGCUGUCAAACUCUUCUUAUUAUAAGCAUUGCUGCAUGGAAAUUAGUACAUGUUUAAAUUUUGAUAGAUUUUCUUAGACUGUUAAGAACUUGCAUCUUAUCUUUUUGUGUAUUUACACAAUAAACUAUGUUCAUACAAA